Molecule: messenger RNA, 4394 nt
Organism: Arvicola amphibius (Eurasian water vole)
Lineage: Eukaryota; Metazoa; Chordata; Mammalia; Rodentia; Cricetidae
Product: zinc finger protein 54-like
Exons: 10
Coding region: 377-2701 (774 amino acids)
Biological process (GO): negative regulation of transcription by RNA polymerase II
Molecular function (GO): DNA-binding transcription repressor activity, RNA polymerase II-specific
Source: RefSeq, a predicted model, not a curated record
CCUCGUGGGUAAGGACCGGGAAGUGGAUUGCUGAAAGUCAGCAGCGCAGAAGACCCGUUUGCUGUCUUUGCUUCCGGACCUCAACCGAAGGAGUCGCGUGUGCAGACCUGGGUGUCACGGGGACGCGAAAACUCCGCGGAACCGCAGUCUCCACGGGGCGGCCAGGGAAAGUCAGCAGUCAGCAGCGCAGUGGCGGGAACCGCAGCCCAGCGGCCUUGGAACCUCCAGGGCUUGCUGGUUACCCAGACCUGCUCACCUCUGCAGCAGAACAAGGAGACCUGGAAGGAGACAGGAGACAGUAGCUAAGGAUCCAGGGCAGUAAGCCAUUUAUUCAUUGUUCCUGAAAGAAAAACUCAAAGAAGAGAAACAGAAAGAAAUGGCUGAUUCUCCAAUAAACGUGCCCCAGGGUCUGUUUACAUUCCAGGGUGUGAAUAUGAACAUCUCCCAGGAGCAAAAGGAAUGCCUGGACUCUGCUCAGAGGAAUUUGUACAUUAAUGUGAUGUUGGAGAAUUACAACAACCUGGUCUCUGUGGAGAACUAUGGCAUAUGUAAUGCUGUCCCCCAGAAUGUGAAGACUGAUAAGGAGUCUCGUCAGUGUAAUAAGCUUGGCAAAGUGCUUCAUGACCCCUCCACAUGUGAACUUUAUAGAACAAGUGAAACUACAGAAAAUUCUAAUAACUAUAGAUGCUGUAAUAACAGGGAUGCCUCUGUUGACUCAUCAAACCCAGAUAGACAUGACAGCAUGCACACUGGAGAAGAACCUUGCAAAUCUAGAGACUGUGAAAAUUCUUUAAAUUUGUGUUCCAGCAUUACUCCAAAUCAGAGAGUCUACACUGCAAAGAAAGAAAACAGGCAGGGAGAAUAUGAUAACUCUUUCAGCUCUGCUUACAGUCCUAUGCAGCAAACAAUCUAUAUUAGAGAGAAACCAUUCCUGUGUGAGGAAUGUGGGAAAUGCUUCAUUACUGCCUCAAACCUCAGCGUACAUCGGAGAGUUCAUACUGGAAAGAAACCCUAUAAGUGUGAUGUUUGUGAAAAAUCUUUUUCCCAACGCUCACACUUUAAAAUUCAUCAAAGACUUCAUACUGGGGAGAAACCCUACAAAUGCAAUGAAUGUGGAAAGUCGUUUCGUCAGUCCACAGGACUUAAUAAUCACCAGAAAUUGCAUACUGGAGAGAAAACUUACAAAUGCAAAGAAUAUGGAAAGUCAAGACUUAAAGGGUAUUACAGAAUCCACACUGGAGAGAAUCCUUAUAAGUGUGAGGUCUCACUGAUCACCCAGACCUGGUCACCCAUGGAGCAGAGCAAAAAACCCUGGAAAAUGGAGAGGGAGGAGACAGUGGCUAAGGAUCCCGGUUUUGUGACAGAAGUUGGGGUUCAGCCUGAAGGGCAGCAAGCCAUCUAUUCAGCAAGCCAUCUAUUGUUUUUGAAAGAGAAACUCAAAGAGGAGAAACAAGAAGUGGCUGAUUCUCCAGGACAUGUGUUCCAGAAUCUGUUGACAUUCUGCGAUGUAGCUGUCAACUUCUCCCAGGAGGAGUGGGAAUGUCUAGACUCUGCUCAGAGGGCUUUGUAUGUUGAUGUGAUGUUGGAGAAUUAUAACAACCUGAUCUCUGUGGAGAACUAUUGGAUAUGUGAUCCUGUCUAUCAACAUGUGAAUAAUGAAAAGGAUUCUUGUCAGUGUUGUAAUGACCUUGUCAAAAUGCUUCAUGACCACUCCAAGUAUGCACUUUAUAGAACAAGAGAAGCUCCAGAAAACUCUAAUAUCUACAGAUACAGCAAUUUCAGGGAUGCCUCUAUGAACCCAUCAAACCUAGAUAGACAUAAAAGCAUGCACAGAGAAGAAGAACCUUAUAAAUCUAAAGACUGUGAGGAGUCUUUAAAUUUAUGUUCCAACAUUUCUCAAGAGGAGAGACUGUACACUGAAAAGAGAGAAAACAGACAGGGAGAAUGUUGUGACAAUUUCAACUUGGCAUACAAUCUUUUUCCCCAAACAAUCUACAUAGGGAAAAAACUACACCAGUGUGGGCAGUGUGGUAAAUUCUUCAGUUCCCCUGCAAACCUUGUUAUACAUGAGAGAAUUCAUACUGGAGAGAAACCCUACAAGUGCAAUGAUUGUGGCAAAUCCUUUACCAAUUGCUCAAGUCUUGAAAGACAUCAGAGAGUUCAUACUGGAGAAAAGCCUUACAAAUGUGAGGUAUGCGACAAAUCCUUUAAUGUGAUCUCAAAUCUUAGAAUGCAUCAGAAAACUCAUACUGGGGAGAAACCAUACAAAUGUAGAGAAUGUGACAAAUCCUUUACCCAGAGUUCACAUCUUAAAAGACAUCAGAGAGUUCAUACUGGAGAGAAACCUUACAGAUGCAAGGAAUGUGACAAAUCUUUUUCUAAGAGCUCAACUCUUCAAGCACAUCAGAAAAUUCAUACUAGACAGAAAACCUACAGAUGCAAAACCUGUGACAUAUCCUUUACCCGGUGUUCAAAUCUGAAAAUACAUCAAAGAAUUCAUCCUAAAGAGCGAACUUACUUUUGUAAGGAAUGUGGCAAAUAUUUUACUAGCAGCUCAUAUCUUAAAGUACAUCAGAAAAUUCACACUGGAGAGAAAUCUUACAAAUGCAAAUACUGUGACAAGACUUUCACCCAGAGUUCAAAUCUUAGAACACAUUACAGAGUUCAUGCUCGGGAGAGAAAGCAUGUGGAAGGAAUGUGAGGUUUGUUUUACUGUGUUCAACUCUUAGAGCACAUCAGAAGAUUCAUACUAAAGAGAAAAAUACUGUUGUUAAUAAGAUGACAUAGCAUUUAUAUGGUAUUACAAAUUACAACAGUAUACAUGAUAAAUAAAGAUAAGAAAAUAGUAAAAGCCUUCAAAGACUCUUAAAUUCUUAGGAAAAUAUUAAAGAGUUUAUAUUAAAUUAUAAUCCUACAAUUCUAUGUGAAAAGCUUCUAAAAACGCCUAGGUAUUGUUACUGCCUGUAUGUCUGUACCUUGUAUGUAUGCUCCUGCCUGUGGAGGCCAAAAGAGGGUAUCAGAUCCACUGAAGGUAGAAUUUGAGGAUGUGUGUGUUAUCAACUGAAGCUUAUUUCCCUGGAAGGGUACCCAGUGCUCUUAACCAUUAAACCAUCUCUCCAACCACCUGGAAGAAGCUAUAAUUAUAACAUUUAACUUGCUUGAUAUCCUAAAUUUCAUGAUCCCAUUCAUGGUUUUGGUUUGAAAGAAAAUGGCAUCAAAGGGAGUAGCACAGUUAGGAGAUGUAGCUUUGUUGGAGUAGCAUUGGUCUUAUUGGGUCUCAUUAUGCUCAAGGCAUCACCCAGUGUCUGAGUCUACUUCCUGUUGCCUUUGGAUUAAGAAGUAAGGACUCUAAACUCUAGUACUUUGUCAGCCUUCAUUUUGCCCUCCUACCAUGAAGAUAAUGGACUGACUCUUGAAUUAUAAGUGAGCCAUCACUUUUAAAUGUUUUCUUUUGUAAAAGUUGCCAUUUUCAUGGGCUCUCUUAACAGCAAUAGGAACUCUAACUUGAGCAUUAGAUGUAGAUACCAGGAACAGAGGUAUUGCAGUGAUAGGCCUGACCAUGUUUCUUUGAAGGAGUAUUAACUUUAGGAUUAUGGAUUUAAAAGUAGUUACCUGCUUUAAGUGCUGAUUAAUGGGACACCCUAGUAGGAGCAUGGAAGACAGUGAUACUGAGGGAUUUUAACUAUGGGUACCUGGAUUGAUUAGAAAAGUAUUUCCACACUUUCUUCCCUGUGUUUUGGAAUGGUAAUGAGUAUUGAGUAUCCUGUGCCAUUAUACGUGAUCUUUUUUUUUUUCCAAUGAAUGUGAUUACAUGAUAUAGUUACAUGCCCCAGGGGCUAGGGAGUCAAAUUUGGUGGUUUGAAAGAAAAUGUCCCCCGUAGUGAGUGGAAUUUUAAGGAGGUGUGGUUUUGUUGAUGUGGUUGUGGCCUUUUUGGAGGUAAGGGCCACUGGUUAUAGGCUUUGAGUUGUCAUGUGCAAGCCAUGGUCACUGAGACAGUUUAUUUCCUGUUGCCUUUGGUUUGUUACAGAUUAAAGACAGCUGACUUCAUUUUUCUUUUUAAUUAAAAAAUGUUAGAUUUUGAUCACAUACUCAGCUAGAGAUUAACUUAUUUGGGUGGAUUUUCCUCAAGAACAUUUUGAAUUACACAUUAUAAAUUGUUUUCAUUGUUCUGAGAAUUAAUUGACCAUAAGAUGUUUUGUGGUUUGUUAACUCUCUGUCCAUAAACAUGUACCAUUCCCAUGAUCAUAAAAAAACUGCAAAAUUCCACUCUUGAAUCACUUUCUUGCUUGAUAUAAAGAAACUACUCUUGUCUUUAAUCUGGGCUGUUUUCAUUCUCCUGCUUUGGGAGACUGAAAAUAAGACCUGGCCAUUAGUAAAUUUUUGCCUUGCAAUA